This is a messenger RNA of Camellia sinensis, 635 nucleotides long. The record is from RefSeq and is a predicted model, not a curated record. NCBI's taxonomy places the organism in Eukaryota, Viridiplantae, Streptophyta, Magnoliopsida, Ericales, Theaceae.
AUGAAGAAAUUAUCACACAGGUUCUAGGGCCUGAGCGACCUGGUCGUGUUCGAACAUAUGGAUUGGGUCCUUCCCCGACAGAUGUCUUUGGAGGCGGAUAUAGGCAAUCGCAAGAACAAACUCGUAUCAUCCAAACGCAAGUCCAAGAGCAACUUAACCAAUAUAAAGCACAAAUGGAGAUGCAAAUGAAGGAGAUGAUGGAUGCUAUGCUUAAUCAACAGAAAGUACAAAUGGAGAUGCAAAGCACAAUCCAAGCUCAACAAGCCCGAAUAGAGCAAUUGGAGUCUCAACAGGCCAUGGGUGGGCCUGUUGCACCAGCUGCUACACAUGUGCAUUCACAACAACAAUCCCAUGCAUACACCUCAUCAUUUAAUUGUCAUCGUUCGUCCGAGGAAAGUGAUGCAGAUAAAUUGAAUAGGAGGCUUGUUCGCUUGAAGUCAACAAACCGUACUCGAGAAAGGUUGAGGCGUGAUGGCUUUUUGGGAUUGUUUGGACACAAGGUUGAUCUUUUAGAUUACCAUGAAAAGAAGCUACAAGACUAGGAAGUCAACAAACCGUACUAAAAUUUUUUUUGGUUGUCUUGAGUUUCUAAAACUCAAUGUGGGCAUGGAAUCCUUUGUUUGAAUUGCGUCCUA